AUGCGAGUAUCAGGGCUCCCAGUUAAAUUGAGUUGGGUCAGACCACCAGUGAAUAAAGUAGUCUUGGUGCCUCAGGCAGGGUUCGACCUAGGCCCUGACACUGGCCGGUGGGAGGAGGCGGAGCAGCUCCAGGUGCAUGUGAUGGAGGCGCGCAAGAUCAAGCUCGGCGAGGACCAUCCCGACAAGCUGACGAGCAUAGCGAACCUGGCGGCGACCUGGAAAUCUUCCGGCAAAACUGCAGAUGCCAUUAAUUUACUGAGGGAUUGCUUAGCCAAGAAGAAACAAGCCAUCGGACCUAAUCAUCCUCGUGCUGUGCCAAAUUCCAAGACCUUACUAAAGUGGGAAACCGAGUAA
Molecule: messenger RNA, 354 nt
Organism: Aspergillus tanneri
Lineage: Eukaryota; Fungi; Ascomycota; Eurotiomycetes; Eurotiales; Aspergillaceae
Product: tetratricopeptide repeat protein
Exons: 3
Coding region: 1-354 (117 amino acids)
Molecular function (GO): protein binding
Source: RefSeq, a predicted model, not a curated record